Penicilliopsis zonata CBS 506.65 is the source of this 994-nucleotide messenger RNA. RefSeq lists its product as hypothetical. The coding region runs from base 70 to 981 and encodes 303 amino acids. Gene Ontology annotation, molecular function: oxidoreductase activity, acting on the CH-OH group of donors, NAD or NADP as acceptor; NAD+ binding. The record is from RefSeq and is a predicted model, not a curated record. Lineage: Eukaryota; Fungi; Ascomycota; Eurotiomycetes; Eurotiales; Aspergillaceae. Gene Ontology annotation, biological process: fatty acid metabolic process. The transcript has 3 exons.
GGGUUCUUUAUCCAUUAAUUAAUGAUGUUGACCUCUAAAUUUCGCUCUUUUGCUCGAAAUGGGCCCUCUAUGGCCCGCUCCUUUACCACCACUCUUCCAAAGGGUGCUGCCGAGGUGAAAUCAUUAGGGGUGAUUGGGGCUGGCCAGAUGGGACUUGGAAUCGCUCUGGUUGCUGCCCAGAAAGCAGAAGUUCCCGUUCUCCUUGUUGAUAACUCGCAAGCCUCGCUGGAUAAGGGUCUUAGAUUUGCCGAUAAACUUCUCGAUAAAGAUGUCGCCAAGGAACGUCUUACCCGUGAAGCUGCCGACAUAGUUCGUGGUCGCAUCACCGCUACUCUGAAAUUGGAUGAUCUUUCCGCAGUCGACUUCGUGAUUGAAGCUGUUCCAGAAAUUCCUGAACUCAAGACUUCUAUCUUCUCGAAACUCGCGGAGAUUGCGCCGAAACAUGCAAUUCUCGCCACCAACACCUCCUCUAUCUCUAUCACCAAGAUUGCUGCGGCCACGACGACCGAUCCAAAGGAUCUCCAGGCUGCCUCCCGAGUGGUUUCAACGCAUUUUAUGAACCCCGUACCGGUGCAAAAGGGAGUCGAGAUCAUCUCCGGUCUACAGACCUCUCGGCAGACAUUAGAAACUGCCGUCGCGUUUGUGAAGCGCAUGGGCAAGAUUCCUGCUGUCUCUGCGGACUCACCCGGUUUUCUAGCUAAUCGCAUUCUGAUGCCAUAUAUCAAUGAGGCGAUCAUCUGUCUCGAGACCGGUGUUGGUGGCCGUGAGGACAUCGACAGCAUUAUGAAGUACGGGACCAAUGUUCCCAUGGGACCUUUGACUUUGGCCGAUUUUAUCGGACUAGACACUUGCCUCGCUAUUAUGAACGUCUUACAUCAAGAGACAGGAGACAGCAAAUAUAGGCCCGCGGGCCUGCUAAAAAAGAUGGUUGAUGCUGGCUGGAUGGGCAAGAAGAGUGGGAAAGGUUUUUACGACUACUAGAAGGAUCGUCAUG